AUGAGUGAAACAGAGCUAACACGUAUCGCCGUACAGCGGCCGGUCGCAUCCCUUACUGUUGCCGAGGACAUCGAAAGAACGCGUCGACCGUCGCGUCAUGAAGAGGGUGACACUUCGAACAGUGGACAAAUAGCGGAACAGGCUCUGGCGCCGGUAGAUGGAGGAUUGGCUGCUUGGAGACUGCUCUGCGCUGCUUUCGUAUUUGAAGCAUUGCUAUGGGGUUUCCCCCUCUCCUUUGGUGUCUUCCAGGAGUAUUAUUCGAAAACACCAGAAUUUGCGGACAACCGCUACAUUUCAAUUGUAGGCACAAUUGCAUCAGGCUUCGGAUACCUUGGAGCGCCGGUCAUCAUGCCUUUGGUUCAGCGAUACCAGCGGUGUCAGCGGCAGAUGAUUUGGGUCGGGUGCGUGGCCUAUGGUGUCGGCUUCCUCAUAUUCUACUACCCCAUCCUUAGCAUGGUGAACGAGUACUGGAUAGCUCGUCGCGGUAUGGCCUAUGGUGUACUUUGCGGUGCCUCUGGGGUCUCAGGGACCGUCAUGCCGUUUGUGCUGCAGGCGCUUUUGGCAAAGUACGGAUACAGGAUCACCCUACGCGCCGUCGCCGUGGCGCUCACGGUGCUCACUGGACCGUUCAUUCCUCUCCUCAAAGGCCGUCUGCCACCUUCCGAACGCGCCAAUAUCCCCAGGAUGAAGUGGGAUUUCUUUCGGAGGUUUGGCUACUUCUUCCCUGCUCUUUACUUGCCUUCUUAUGCAUCGUCCCUGAGGCUCGGAAGUAAGAGUGGCGCGCUUCUCCUCGCGCUCAUGAGCGUCUUCCAGGUCGGCGGUCAACUUGUUUUCGGUUUCCUCUCUGAUCGCAAAGUGCCGCUUAAUGUUCUGGCGUGCUUAUCAACCGUGGUUGCGGCAGUUGCCUGCUUCACCAUGUGGAGGCUAGCUGAGUCGUUGACGGUCCUGAUCUUCUUUGCCAUCGUAUAUGGUUUCUUCGCCGCAGGAUUCACUUCAAUCUGGGCGAGGAUGAGUACCGCUGUCACCGACGACGUGACAGCAGGGCCGAUAGUGUUCACCUUGCUGAACUUCGGGAAGGGCAUCGGCAAUGUGCUCGCGGGUCCUAUUGGGGGACUGUUGAUUUCGAAGCCAGACUUGGCGGCUGGGGCUCCAUCACCGUCGUCGUAUCUUUGGGUGAUUGUCUUUACGGGAACUUGCAUGUUUGCGAGCACUUGCGUAAUUUGCCUGCGAUCCAUGAGGCACCUGAGGCUUUUUAUGUCCUGGUAG
Molecule: messenger RNA, 1266 nt
Organism: Diaporthe batatas
Lineage: Eukaryota; Fungi; Ascomycota; Sordariomycetes; Diaporthales; Diaporthaceae
Exons: 4
Coding region: 1-1266 (421 amino acids)
Biological process (GO): transmembrane transport
Cellular component (GO): fungal-type vacuole membrane
Molecular function (GO): transmembrane transporter activity
Source: RefSeq, a predicted model, not a curated record